Orbilia oligospora ATCC 24927 is the source of this 564-nucleotide messenger RNA. RefSeq lists its product as uncharacterized. Lineage: Eukaryota; Fungi; Ascomycota; Orbiliomycetes; Orbiliales; Orbiliaceae. Bases 1 to 564 code for a protein of 187 amino acids. Gene Ontology annotation, molecular function: serine-type endopeptidase inhibitor activity. The record is from RefSeq and is a predicted model, not a curated record. The transcript has 4 exons.
AUGUCUCUCCCAAGUGCUUCAUAUUUUAUCAUAGGUUCAUAUGGAAGCUAUCAAUACUCUGUUGGACGAGCUCCCGCUGAGGACAAGAGUCUCAAUCCAAAACAAGUCUAUUUGCUUCGUCCUUCAGCAGUAGGAAUGACACCAUGGGUUCUUAUAAGGACACCACACGGUUACGUCCUCAAAAUUAAAGAAGCUCCGACCGGUAUUGUUAACGACGCCGUCGUUGCAAUCUUGAAUCUGAAUUUGACCCGCUAUGUUGAAUGGGGUUUGGAGCCAGUCCCCGGAGAACAAGAUCACUUUCGCAUCCGAGGACCCAAUGGUCAAUACUGGACUGUAGACGAUAGAGACACUCAAAACGGUCGCCGAAUUGUUCUUCGAGAAGGUGGAGAGGGUAGCCAAACCUUCACCUUUCUCCGUUUAUACGGGGGGUUUGCUGAAGAAGAGGAGAAGUAUUCACGCCCUGUUGACAGCAAUCAGCGCGACUACGACUCCGAAAGAAACCGCGAUGAUGAUCGCCAGGGAGUUUUCGGAUACGGAAAGAGAGAGAAGAAGUUCUGCUCCUAA